Messenger RNA from Lodderomyces theae, 924 nucleotides. RefSeq lists its product as uncharacterized. The record is from RefSeq and is a predicted model, not a curated record. Lineage: Eukaryota; Fungi; Ascomycota; Pichiomycetes; Serinales; Debaryomycetaceae. The transcript has a single exon. Bases 1 to 924 code for a protein of 307 amino acids.
AUGCCCUCCUCUAGAGCAAGGUUGUUCGAUGCCAUGAAUAUCUCCAUUUUCACCUCGGAGAUUGCAAAGAAAAGCAGUUCGAGCUUUAUUGGACCAGACUCAGAUGUCAAAUUUGGAUCAUUACAGGAGGAUAUCAAUAAAUUACAAAUUAGAGAAGCGGAGGAUUUAGAUGAACUUAUAUCACUGGCUUGGAGAUUAGAAAUGAAACGUUUAACUGACGAAGAGAUAAAGUUAUUCAAAAAGAUUGUUAGAAUCACCAGCAAGCUCUUCCAGUGGGAAGAAAAAAUUGAAGAGGAGGUAUCACCGCAACUUCUGGAAACUAUCAAUGUAUACCUAAGGGCAUUUUACGCUCACAUGGAUAGCGAAUGGCAAGCCUUAGACGAUAUCGAAGAAAAGGUUCCUUUUUACAAGUUUCCCCAAAACUUAUUGACCGGUAAGUUGUUUUCCAUUUUUGGAUUUGGCCUUCAACACAUUGAGGGCACUUUCAGAUCGUCAGCUCCAAAUACCGACGUCUAUAGCAAGUUAGACAAUGAUAAGUGUGUUGUUUCUUCAAGGAUAAUUACUUACUCAGGGUUGAGCUUCAACAACGUCAAAUUGAAAAAAUUCCACACAGAUCGCGAUUGUCAAUGUCUUCAAGUUCCCGUUGUGGAUUUUCCCAUUCAGUUGGAAUCGUCCUUUGUGAGUUACGUCAUCAACACGUACUUGGCCCCUUUGUUGAGAAUGUCCGGCUGGAUAUUCACACCUGAAGUAAAAUUGGAAACUGUGGAUGGUCAUUAUCUCAGGACAGAUCUCCAAAUCCAAUCGGGAGAUAAGAAAUCAUUUAUUGAGUAUAAAAUGGAACCCCUCAACGACUUUUACAAGGAUGGUAAAAAGUCCCCAUUCAGCGGUAAUGACCCAAGUUCUGGGUUGCAUGGUUGGAACUAA